GGGUUAAUUAAAAUGUCUUGUAUAAAAGCCCCCUUUGGCUAACACUGGCACACAAAUGGCUCCAGUGAUUGAGAUUAUAAGUGGUCGAGUGACCCUCGGUGAGGGCCCCCAUUGGGACGCACCCACACAAACCCUCUACUACGUGGAUAUUUUCGGACAAGCGAUCCACAAAUAUGUACCAUCGACCAACACCCAUGCCAAGGUGGUGAUCGAGGGCGGCCCUGUGACCAUGGUAAUCCCAGUGGAAGGCACCACUGACAAGUUCCUGGUAAGCAUCGGCCGCAAGCUGGUCAUCGUCACUUGGGACGGCACCAGCGAUAAAAUCUCAAACUCCGAGCUUUUGGUCGAAGUUGAGAACAAGUCCGGGUAUUUCAACAACCGGUUCAAUGACGGUAAGGCGGACCCCACCGGCCGCUUAUGGGCUGGUACCAUGGGCCCAGAACCCGAAAUCGGGAAACUGGAGAAGGAAAAAGGUGCCUUGUACACUUUGGUGGGCAAACACCAAGUCAAGACCCACUUGACCAAAGUGAGCAUUGCCAAUGGUCUAGCCUGGGACUUGGAGUUGAAAAAAAUGUACUACAUCGAUUCACCCAGACGUACUGUGGACGAGUACGACAACAAUCUGGAAAAAGGGGAGAUUUGCAACCGGAAGGUCGUUUUCAAUUUGGACGUCCAUGACAUUCCGGGAGUCCCAGAUGGGAUGACCAUGGACACGGAUGGGAAUUUAUGGGUGGCGGUGUUCGAUGGUGGGUGCCUCCUCCAUGUCAAUCCCAGAACGUCCGAGUUACUCAACACUAUCAAUUUUCCAGCACGCCAGAUAACAUCGGCGGCUUUUGGGGGCCCGAACUUGGACGAACUGUACGUGACUAGUGCCCAGUUGGUGGUCAAGGGGGCCACGCAGCCCCACCCGGCUGGGGCCCUUUUCAAAGUCACGGGGCUGGGGGUCAAGGGGUAUCCCGGUGUUAAAGUGAAAAUUCCGUGAUUUUGCCAAUAAAGCGUUUUGACUCAAA
This is a messenger RNA of Tribolium castaneum (red flour beetle), 1010 nucleotides long. RefSeq names its product regucalcin. The transcript is spliced from 3 exons. Gene Ontology annotation, molecular function: gluconolactonase activity; calcium ion binding; enzyme regulator activity. Bases 56 to 982 code for a protein of 308 amino acids. The record is from RefSeq and is a predicted model, not a curated record. Gene Ontology annotation, biological process: L-ascorbic acid biosynthetic process. NCBI's taxonomy places the organism in Eukaryota, Metazoa, Arthropoda, Insecta, Coleoptera, Tenebrionidae.